Messenger RNA from Oryctolagus cuniculus (rabbit), 1324 nucleotides. The record is from RefSeq and is a predicted model, not a curated record. NCBI's taxonomy places the organism in Eukaryota, Metazoa, Chordata, Mammalia, Lagomorpha, Leporidae.
CGGCCCCGGCGCCGGCCCCGCCCCGCCCCGCGCCCAGGGGUCCCGGGGCGGGCUCCGGGCUUCGGGCGGACGAUGCGGCGGCGCGGCCGGAGCGGCGGCGGGAAGCGGAGGCGGAGGUGACGCGCCGGGGCCGGCGGGCCGGGCCGGGCCAUGCAGCGCUCCCGGGCGGCCGCGGACGAGGCGGCCCUGCUCCUGGCCGGGCUGGCCCUGCGGGAGCGGGAGCCAGAGUCCGGCGGCGACUCUCCGGGCCGCGGGCGGCGGGGGCCGAGGCCCGGGCCGGGAGACGAGGCGGCGCCAGCGCUGGGCCGCAGAGGGAAGGGCGGCGGCGGCGGCGUUGGCCCCGAGGCUGGGGCGGACGGACCGAGCCGCGCGGAGAGGGGCCCCCGGCGCGCGGCGGCCCCGGAGCUCAGUGCGCAGCCGGCAGGCAGCCCGCGGGCUAGCCUGGCGGGCUCCGACGGCGGCGGCGGCGGCGGUGGCGGCGGCGGCAGCGCGCGCUCCAGUGGUAUCAGCCUCGGCUACGAUCAGCGCCACGGCAGCCCGCGCUCCGGCCGCUCGGAUCUGCGUCCCGGCCCCGGGCCGCCGUCGGGGGGCAGCGCCCGCUCCAGCGUGUCCAGUCUCGGCUCCCGCGGCUCCGCCGGCGCCUACGCCGACCUGCUGCUGCCUGGCGCCGGCCCCGCGCCGGCUCGCUCCCCGGAGCCCGCGGGGCCGGCCCCCUUCCCUCUGCCUUCGCUGCCGCUGCCCCCGGGCCGGGAGAGCGGCGCGAGUGCGGCCGAGCGGCGACUGGAGGCGCUCACCCGGGAGCUGGAGCGGGCGCUGGAGGCACGCACGGCGCGGGACUACUUCGGCAUUUGCAUCAAGUGUGGGCUUGGCAUCUACGGAGCGAGGCAGGCGUGCCAGGCCAUGGGGAGCCUGUACCACACCGACUGCUUCACCUGUGACUCCUGUGGGCGCCGGCUCCGCGGGAAGGCCUUCUACAGCGUGGGCGAGAAGGUGUACUGCCAGGAGGACUUCCUGUACUCCGGGUUCCAGCAAACGGCUGACAAGUGCAGUGUGUGUGGACACCUCAUCAUGGAGAUGAUCCUGCAGGCCCUGGGCAAGUCCUACCACCCGGGCUGCUUCCGGUGCUCCGUGUGCAACGAGUGCCUGGACGGGGUGCCCUUCACGGUGGACGCGGAGAGCAACAUCUACUGCGUCAGGGACUACCACACGGUUUUCGCACCAAAAUGUGCCUCCUGUGCCCGUCCUAUCCUCCCUGCACAGGGCUGUGAGACGACCAUCCGUGUGGUGUCCAUGGACAGGGACUACCAUGUGGAGUGUUACCACU